Rhipicephalus microplus (southern cattle tick) is the source of this 4856-nucleotide messenger RNA. RefSeq names its product zinc finger FYVE domain-containing protein 1. Gene Ontology annotation, molecular function: phosphatidylinositol-3-phosphate binding; metal ion binding; phosphatidylinositol-3,4,5-trisphosphate binding. Gene Ontology annotation, biological process: lipid droplet formation. The record is from RefSeq and is a predicted model, not a curated record. NCBI's taxonomy places the organism in Eukaryota, Metazoa, Arthropoda, Arachnida, Ixodida, Ixodidae. Gene Ontology annotation, cellular component: lipid droplet.
GAUCGCUAAUCCAGCCCGACGUGUUUGUGAUGGUCGUGAAAAACAGCUGUGCAUCGCCCUCCCGCGCGCGCAAUAUAUCACCUUAUCCGAAAACUGUACUUACCGAUUCCAUUGCACGAGUCUCGAGCUGCAAAGCGUAGCUGUGGACUGCGAUGUCAGGCCUCCGUUUCCCGUCUUGACUGUGACGCUUCUCGACGACGGAGCCAACGGCGCCACUUCCGCGAGGACAAACUCCAUGGAAGCCGGGAACUUUGGCAGCGAGCGUGAGUCGGCACUGUGGCAGCGCUACCUCCAAUGACCCAGCUGGUGCCGACGACUUGCACCCACUCUAGUCAGGGCAGCAAAGCGCCACACCCAGCCACCCGCUCUGCCAGGCCAACUUGUGCCGAACGACUUACAUGCAACGGACGAAGUCCUAGGCCAGAGAUUGUCAGCACGACUCUUGCUCCGCACCCAUUUCCUCAGAGUGAAGGCGCGUUGUACUUCUGCCUCGACUGUGACACGAACCAAUGUGAGGGCUGUGAGCUAGUGCUCCACGAACAGUCCCGUUUCCGUGACCACCGGCCUCGCGUUGCGGUGGUCAAGCCCGAACCUCAUCUGCUGUGCGAGGGCUUCAGUUGCCGCGGCGAGAACCUCGCUGACAUUCGCUGCCACACUUGCGAGCGCAGCCUUUGCUACGCCUGCGACUACCAGAUACACCUGCUGCGCCGCAGGUUUGCCCACGUCAAGGUUCGCUUCCGCUACUACCUCGAGCGACAGGCGAAGUUGUCCACAGCAGAGGUGGCGGUCAACGAAGACGACGAAGAGCAGUACCUGUCUGCUGAGCCUUAUUGCAGUUUGCCCUAUGAGGACAGCGGCACAGCCAUGAUGGAGCCGACGUCUCACGAGCCAGACGUGAUCAGCGACACCCGCGGUGGGUGCAAGCCGCAAACGACGCGCUCCAGCAUUCUGCUUGUUGAUGACAAGGAGGUGCUCCAGGUGUCGACGGCCGCAGAGCUUGCCUCCCAGCUGGGCUGCAGCUCCGACACGCCCGCCAAGGUGGUCUCCAUUUUCGGUAAUACGGGCGAAGGCAAGUCACACACCCUGAACCACACCUUCUACGACGGGCAGAGGGUUUUCCAGACAUCGCCGCAGCAGGAGUCGUGCACCAUCGGUGUCUGGGCGGCGCACUGUCCUGAGCAUGGCUUGCUCACCAUCGACACCGAGGGGCUGCUGGGGGUGGCCGAGAACCAGAACCAGCGCACCAGACUUCUCCUCAAGGUGCUGGCCGUCUCGGACAUAGUGAUCUACCGCACGCGGGCUGAGCGGCUCACCACGGACCUGUUCACGUUUCUCGGGGACGCCUCUCAAGCUUACGUCAGCCACUUUGCGCACGAGCUCAAGGCACUUAAGGAACGCUGCAAGCUCGACAAACCCAUCUCGGCGUUGGGGCCCGCUGUAAUUAUCUUCCACGAGACGAUGCACACCAAGCCGCUCGCUGCUGGCGAGGAUCCCAAGUCUGCCGUUGAGGAACUGAAGAAGCGGUUCGAGCAGAACAAGCGUAGCAUCGAUGCAUUCAGCGACUUGCACUAUGUUGGCAUACAGACAGUGGGGUUGCCGACGUGCUUUGACGGUUUGAGGACGACAGUGAAGAAGGUGAUGGACAAUGCCACGGUGCGCUCCGCAAGACCCGUCGAAGUCAUAUUCCAAGCGCUCAAGCAUCUGAAUGAGAAGUUCAAUGGUGACAUUGACAACACUGUUCCAAGCACAUUUCCCGAUCAGUAUUUCACCUGCCCCCUUUCGUGCCUCUCCUGCGACGCUCGGUGCAACAAGACAAUGAACCACCAAGAUGACCACUUAAAUGCAAUGAGGUGCCGUUACCAAAACCAUCUGGACAACCGGGUCCAACAGUGCAAGAACUGCUACGAAAAAUUUGGUCGCGAAGUGGUCCUCACGCCACAGACCGGCGCCAAGAACGAUUCUACAUUGACGGCGUUGGCGAAGUUUGCUUGGUCGGGGUAUGUGUUUGAGUGCCCCAGCUGCGGUGUGAUCUACCAGAGUCGAAAGUACUGGUUUGGCAACAGGGAACCCGAGGAGACCGUCACCAGGGUUGAAAUUGUGCACGUCUGGCCUGCUGAGAAGCCAGCAACAGAGGAGCCAGGCAUUACCGCACAGAGGGUCCUUGACGGCCUUCAGACCAUCUCGGAGGCAGUCACGACAUACAGCGCUCGACCGACGCGCACCAUGUCUGACUGGAUAAACGACCAGAUCGCACCUUCAUACUGGGUGCCCAACUAUAAGAUUCAGGCCUGCCACAAGUGCAAAAAAAGCUUUCCUCCUGAGGAGAAGAAGCACCACUGUCGUGCCUGCGGCAACGGCUUCUGUCAAGACUGCUCAUCCAAGACGCGGCCAGUGCCCGAGCGUGGCUGGGGCACAGAGCCUGUGAGAGUCUGCGAUGACUGUUUCGAACCAGUGGAAAACUCGACGCCCACUGCAUCUCCGGAGGAAGGAGGCGAGUCCGAACUGACGGCACGAAAGCUGGGUGAGGCACUCCGCAGCACUUUCGGCGUUGUUGCAUCCGCCAUGGAGUAUCCCAUCGGAUCUGUUCUAGGUUUGAUAAAGGACACGGCACGACCCGCCUACUGGCAGGCUGACAACGAGGUCACUGAAUGUGCCGUCUGCAAGCAGGAAUUCGGCCCACGCAACCCGAUUCACCACUGCCGCAGUUGCGGAAGGUGUGUCUGCAACGGCUGCUCAACGGCGCGCCGGCCCGUCCCCUCCCGUGGCUGGGAAGGGGCAGUCCGGGUGUGCAAGGACUGUGAAGCACGACCGGAGCUUUGAUAAGAGCCCCAUUGGUACAACCGCGCCAGCAUAGCCACAUUGGCACAGCCUCCCGGCACAGGCACGCCAGCACAGCCGCACCGGCAUAGUGCAUCAAAAGGAAAGACAGUGGCGCUGCAGUGCGAGUGAAGUGCUGUAUAAUACGAGGGUUUAGUCCCACUUGUGGAUCGCAAAGAAGUGGCCAUUGCAGACCUGUACAUUCCGGUGGUUUGAGCAGCGACACAUCGCGUGUGAGUUUGCAAUGUUGCGAAAAUCAGCUCACCGUUCUGGAUGGUCGUGAUUGCCCAUAGGGCAAUGACAGAUUGAACAGCUAAGUUUUGUUUUUGCCAGCCACCCACUGGCACUGUAGUCGAGACAUCGUCAUAGUGUACAGUGAAAAGAUCAGUUGUAGUUACAGUUAGGGCUGGGUGCAGUGAGAGAAUUCUCAAUGCGGGAAUAAUGCCUCGGUGUUGUACAGUUAAGUAUCAUUUGAAUGUGAAACCUUGUGGCUUCUAUAGCUGUUGCUCUUUGCGCAACUGAAUGCUGUCUUUUUUGUGCUAUUAUUCUCGUAAUGAGCAACAGUGAUGGGGUGAGUCAAAGCUGCAUUCUGACUUUUUAAAUUUUUGCCCAUAUUUUUUUUCUUUUGAGAGUAGUUUAUGUAUGCACACGGGUAUCGAAGUUGUCUCUUGCCGUCACGUGCAUUUCGUUGUUUUUCUAAAGUAUAGACACUCAAGUUGUGCUCAUAAGCGACUGUGAUUAAUUGUGUUGACGGAGGGACGCAGGCAUUGUUUUUGGUGGAGAUGUGUUGGAGGCGUUGUCGGUUUAUGAAUGCGGUGACAAUGUUGCUUCUGUGGCAGUUCGUAUGGCAGUGUCUUUUCUUAUUUUCUUUUUGUAGAUCAUAAUUUGGUUUUAGAGCGUUUUGCGCACGCAAAUUAUGUGGAAAUGGUAACAGUACCGAAUACCUACUAAAAUAUGUACUUUUAAAUAUAACUUUAUCGACAUGUGGUGCUGUCGGUGCAUUCUUCUCUAUGAUGGUUCAUUUUACAUCAGGCAGAAUUCGAUGUCUGGCCAUCAUGUUUGAAGUUUUCGUUCUCAGGUACUUCAACCAUUUCUCUCAGAAGAUCUAUUGAAACAAUAAUACUGAAUGUUAUUAAACCUUACAGAGUUCCCAAUCGUAGGAAUAGUCACUGACGGUUUCCCUGUAGGCAUAUCAAUACCCAGAUGGGCACAUAUCUACUUCACUGAAUAUUUCUGCAUCACCUGCAGAAGAUAUACAAAACAUUCCUAGCUACAACUACGUGUGGGUUAUAAGGGAAUGUCAGUCUAAAAUUUGGGUUUACAGCAGGGCUCCACGGUAAUGCAGGGAAGGCGACUUCACGACAAUAUGCGAGGAUCUCUUUCUCUUUUUUUUAACCUUUUUUUAAAUACUUGGUUGUAGGGACGCAGUUCGUAUGUGAGAAAAUAUGGUGCCUUUUUUUCAGGAAACCAAAAUUUGUGUCCAUUGUUUUUACACAUUUUUGUGCUUUCUUUUGUCAUUUUAGUAGCUUCUUUUUAAACCAGCAGUGUUAUUGCAGUGUAUUAUACAUUUUGUUCUAUACACCCCUUUUGGACUCUAUUUUGUCAUCUUGCUGAAUUAUUUUUGUGCAUUCCAAUGUUUGUUGCUACCUUUCUACCAUGCCUUUUAAUAGUGCUUAACGAAUGGUGUGAAUUGCGUAUCUUUGCUCAUCUAGUGCAGUGAUGUCUAGCAUAAAAUAGCCGUUUACACAAUUACAUUCUAACUGAAUCAAGUUAUAUUGUAUUCACGAGCUUGCGUUUACAUGGUAAUCGCUCAUCUGCUAAGGAACAAAUUAUCAUAGUUGUCUUGCGAGCUUCAGACGUGCCGCUGGCAAGUUCUUUUUCGGCAACAUUUACAUAUGUAGGGAGUAUGUAGUUACUCAAGAGGAUUCUGUGCCAGUUACUGUUUGAGAAAACCCCUCGAAGGCCUUUUCUUUGUACCUGAAAAACGCAACGACUGUGUACCAAAGCUUUAUUAAACGGGCCCCAGAAGAGUCACUGAA